Schistosoma turkestanicum is the source of this 729-nucleotide messenger RNA. NCBI's taxonomy places the organism in Eukaryota, Metazoa, Platyhelminthes, Trematoda, Strigeidida, Schistosomatidae. The record is from the annotation of a GenBank genome assembly.
AUGAUUAUCACUAGAUGUAAUUUAGAAAAUAAUAUUCGUAAAAAAGUAUUUAUAAAAGAAGGAAACUGUUUAAACUGUCCUCUUUUAUCUUCACUUAUAUUAAAACAUACAUCAUUAGAAUAUUGUAAAAUUGUUGAUUUGCAACAGAGAAAUUCACCAAACAUUGAACAUUGUGACAAUAAUAACUCCGAGAUGAUUGAUCCGAAUGGAAUUAUUCAAAAUAUCAGUUGUAUACCGACUACUACUCAUCCAAUUGAUGAUAAGGAAACACAGAUUGUCGAUAAUCUUGAUCAAAAUGCAAAUGAGGAUGUUAGUAAGAAUGAUGUUAAUGAUAAUACUGAUAAUAAUAAUAAUAAUAAUAAUAAUAAUAAUAAUAAUAAGACUGAUACUGAUGAAUCUACUGAUCCCAAAGCUACUACUAACACUACUACUACUGUUACUACAACCUCUAUUAAUGAUAAUAAUGGUAAUGAUAUUAAUAAUACUGAAAAUAAUGAAAACGAAGAACCAAUUCUCAAUGAUGCCAAAAAUUCUCAAUCUCCAUAUAUAAAAAUUUUAUUUAUAGGUCAAUUAUGUGGUAAUAAUUCCACAUUAUCACCAUCCUCACUGUCACCUCCAUCAUCCACAUCCUCGUCUACAUUAUCGAUGCCAUCGACUACAAUAACACUAUCAACAAACAGCCAACAUACAACAUUAUCAACAUCAUUAUGUGAAAUAGCCAUUCAGUAA